AAGAAGAGGUGCUUAAUUAUUUUAGGGUUUUGGUUAUCAGCUUCUUUUUGCCUCUACUGAACUGCAAAUUGCCGGCCUGUCCAUUGCAAAAGAAAACAAGAUGUCGAAGAAAGGUUUAAUGGAGCAGGACUUGAGUAAAUUGGAUGUGACAAAGUUGCAUCCACUUUCUCCCGAAGUUAUAUCCCGUCAGGCCACUAUCAACAUAGGCACAAUUGGCCAUGUGGCUCACGGCAAGUCCACUGUUGUCAAAGCUAUUUCGGGUGUGCAGACUGUUCGGUUUAAGAACGAGUUGGAACGUAAUAUUACUAUUAAGCUUGGCUAUGCAAAUGCCAAGAUAUACAAGUGUGAAGAUGAUAGAUGUCCCCGCCCUAUGUGCUACAAGGCUUAUGGAAGUGGAAAGGAAGAUAGUCCCAUGUGUGAUGUGCCCGCCUUCGAGAACUGCCGUAUGAAGUUGUUGAGACACGUCUCCUUUGUCGAUUGCCCGGGCCAUGACAUCCUCAUGGCUACAAUGCUUAAUGGAGCUGCCAUUAUGGAUGGAGCAUUGCUUCUAAUCGCCGCAAAUGAAAGCUGCCCCCAACCGCAGACUUCUGAGCAUCUUGCUGCUGUUGAAAUUAUGCGUCUCCAGCAUAUCAUCAUUCUUCAGAAUAAAGUUGAUCUCAUUCAAGAAAAUGUAGCAAUCAACCAACAUGAGGCCAUUCAGAAAUUUAUUCAGGGAACUGUUGCUGAUGGUGCUCCAGUGGUGCCAAUUUCCGCACAGCUGAAGUACAAUAUUGAUGUCGUUUGCGAAUACAUUGUGAAAAAAAUCCCCAUUCCAGAGAGGAACUUCAUCUCACCACCUAAUAUGAUUGUUAUUCGCUCUUUUGACGUCAACAAGCCUGGGUUUGAGGUUGAUGAGAUAAGAGGUGGUGUAGCUGGUGGAAGCAUCUUCAGGGGUGUUUUGAAGGUCAAUCAAUUUAUUGAAGUUCGUCCAGGGAUUGUUGUUAAAGAUGAGACCGGAAGUAUUAAGUGCACACCAAUAUACACAAGAAUAGUUUCAUUGUAUGCUGAGCAGAAUGAGCUACAAUUUGCAGUGCCAGGAGGACUAAUUGGUGUUGGUACAACCAUGGACCCCACUUUGACACGUGCUGAUCGGUUGGUGGGUCAAGUUCUCGGAGAUGUUGGAUCUCUUCCUGAUGUUUUUGUUGAGCUUGAGGUGAAUUUCUUUCUUCUUCGACGACUUAUUGGGGUUAGGACGAAGGGUUCGGAGAAGCAAGGAAAAGUUUCAAAGCUAGCAAAGGGAGAGAUUCUGAUGCUCAACAUAGGAUCCAUGUCGACUGGGGCUAGAAUUCUUGCUGUAAAGAAUGAUUUGGCGAAGCUGCAGUUGACAUCUCCUGUGUGCACCAACAAGGGGGAGAAGAUUGCACUGAGCCGACGAGUUGAGAAGCAUUGGCGUCUAAUUGGUUGGGGAAUGAUUCAAGCUGGAGCAACUCUUGACGUUCCACCGUGCCCUCUCUGAGUUGCUCUUCCAGAUGUUUAGUAUUGUUUGUGUUUCUUUUUUUUGUUUAUAGUCCAAGUUUUGAACAAGAGUUGUUUCAACUGACGAUAUGUAACAGGCUGCUGCCCAAUUUCAUCACAUUUUCUGGGAUUCUUCUUAUUUUUGUCUUUUAGAGAAAGAAUAUCCCUAGAUUUCUGCU
Messenger RNA from Mercurialis annua (annual mercury), 1673 nucleotides. RefSeq names its product eukaryotic translation initiation factor 2 subunit gamma-like. Gene Ontology annotation, biological process: formation of translation preinitiation complex; positive regulation of translational fidelity. The record is from RefSeq and is a predicted model, not a curated record. Gene Ontology annotation, molecular function: translation initiation factor activity; tRNA binding; GTPase activity. The coding region runs from base 101 to 1495 and encodes 464 amino acids. The transcript has 7 exons. Gene Ontology annotation, cellular component: cytosol; eukaryotic translation initiation factor 2 complex. Lineage: Eukaryota; Viridiplantae; Streptophyta; Magnoliopsida; Malpighiales; Euphorbiaceae.